This is a messenger RNA of Saccharomyces eubayanus, 2283 nucleotides long. It is a transcript of the gene PMT6, whose product is annotated as dolichyl-phosphate-mannose-protein mannosyltransferase PMT6. The transcript has a single exon. Gene Ontology annotation, cellular component: endoplasmic reticulum; membrane. The record is from RefSeq and is a predicted model, not a curated record. NCBI's taxonomy places the organism in Eukaryota, Fungi, Ascomycota, Saccharomycetes, Saccharomycetales, Saccharomycetaceae. Gene Ontology annotation, molecular function: dolichyl-phosphate-mannose-protein mannosyltransferase activity. Bases 1 to 2283 code for a protein of 760 amino acids. Gene Ontology annotation, biological process: protein O-linked glycosylation via mannose.
AUGAGUAAAGCCAAGGUAACAGGGUUUUCGUCAAUUGAUGCUGACGAUGAAAGUUUACGCGAACGUCACGUAAAGCCAUUAUAUGCAGAUGACAGCAAUGCCCAAGAUGAACAGCUGGAUGCCCUUGACGAAUUAGAAAAAGAGCAUAAGGGAAAAAAAUACAGAGAUUUUACCAUGCUGGUAAUCAUAAGGGAUAUCAUAGGACCGCUGCUAUUAACUAUACUUUCAUUCUAUCUAAGAUUCAAGCGCAUAGAUCAAAACAAUCACGUUGUCUGGGAUGAGGCUCAUUUCGGGAAGUUUGGUUCAUACUACAUCAAACAUGAAUACUACCACGAUGUACAUCCACCGCUAGGUAAGAUGCUUAUUGCACUGAGUGAAUGGAUAGCUGGAUUCGAUGGACAGUUUGACUUCUCCUCUAAUAAUCCAUACCCUGAAGAGGUGAACUUUAAGGUAAUGAGACAAUUCAAUGCCUCAUUCGGUGCUUUGUGUACCCCGGUGGCUUUCUUUACUGCCAAAUGGAUGGGAUUCAACUAUUUGACUGUAUAUUUAAUCGCUACAAUGGUAACUUUGGAACACUCCUAUAUUGUUCUGUCAAAAUUUAUAUUGCUGGAUUCUAUGCUACUUUUUUUCACAAUGACAACCUUCGCCUGUAUGGUGAGGCUGUACACGUUAAGAAAACAGCAAAUGACGAGAAAGUGGUCUCUAUGGAUGCUAUUGACAGGGUUAUCAAUAGGCUGUGUUUGUUCUGUGAAAUGGGUCGGUUUAUUUAUCACAGUUGUAGUUGGUCUCUACACAUGUAUAGAAUUGUUUUUGCUUUACUGUGAUACUACCUUGCCUAGAGUAAAAUACUAUAAACACUGGCUUAUCAGAAUCAUUAACCUGAUAGUUAUUCCGUUUCUUAUCUAUCUCUACUGCUUCAAAAUCCAUUUUGUCCUAUUGUACAAGUCUGGUACAGGCGACUCUACAACCAACACGUUAUUUCAGAUUAAUUUGGAGGGAACUCAAAUCAAAGUUGGUCCUCGUGACGUUGUAUUUGGAUCAGAAUUAACAAUAAGAUCACAUGGUUUAAGUCCGAAUCUGUUACAUUCGCACGUUCAAUUAUAUCCAGAGGGUUCCGGUCAACAUCAAAUUACUGGGUAUGGAUUUGCCGACUCUAAUAACGUUUGGAAGUUUGAAUUUUCAAGAUCCUCUGGAUCGCAUCUGGACAUUAACGGGACUCUAAACGGCGAAAUAGUUCCAAUAGUGGAUGGUACGGAAGUCCGUAUUACCCAUAAAAAUACAGGAUCCAAUCUUCAUUCCCAUGAAGUGCCUUCGCACGUCUCUAGGGGAAACUUCGAAGUUUCAGGCUAUGGAUCACAAGACGUUGGGGACGCCAAGGAUGAUUGGAUUAUAGAAAUUGUAAAACAAAUGGAUUCCCCAAAUCCUGACUACGCAGAUGAAGAUCCAGACACCUUGCACCCUGUUUCUACCUUUUUCAGGUUGAGGCACAAGGUUUUGGGCUGUUACCUGGCUUCCACUGGGCUAACAUACCCAGCUUGGGGUUUCAAACAGGCUGAAAUCGUUUGCAAGGAUUCAUGGAGUCAUAGAGAUAAAUCAACUUGGUGGAAUGUAGAGGACCAUUGGAACAAUAAUUUAGAAACCCCGGAAGAUUAUGUUCCCCCAAAAUCUAAUUUUUGGACUGAUUUUGUUUUGACCAACUUCGCCAUGGCUUCGUCUAAUAAUGCAUUAGUUCCUGAUGAAGACAAAUAUGACAGUUUAUCGUCAAGUGCAUGGGAAUGGCCAACAUUGCACAAAGGACUGCGAAUGUGCUCGUGGGCAGGUUAUAUCGAUAGGUAUUACUUAAUGGGGUCCCCAUUCAAUACAUGGAUAUCUACUACAUGCUUACUCAUAUUUCCGUUCAUCAUCAUUUCUGUGCUGUAUCGAUGGAGAAGACAAACGCUUUAUCUUUCAGACGAUCAAAUCUGGAAAGUGACCAUUCAAGGUAUUUUUCCUUUUAUCUCCUGGAUGACACACUACUUGCCAUUCGCGAUAAUGGGGAGAGUAACAUAUGUACAUCAUUACGUUCCUGCCCUAUACUUUGCGAUUCUCGUGUUUGGAUUCAUCGUGGAUCUCACUUUGACCAGGGCCCAUUGGAUUAUCAAAUAUCCUGUUUAUUUGUCACUGUUUGGCGGGUGCAUGUACAUAUACAUCCUUUUCGCUCCAUUAUGUCAAGGUAUGCACGGUGAUGGAGAAAAAUAUGUACCUUUGGAAUGGCUAUCCACUUGGGAUAUGGCGGUUCAAUAG